Messenger RNA from Brachypodium distachyon (stiff brome), 438 nucleotides. Its product is annotated as calphotin-like. NCBI's taxonomy places the organism in Eukaryota, Viridiplantae, Streptophyta, Magnoliopsida, Poales, Poaceae. The transcript has 2 exons. The record is from RefSeq and is a predicted model, not a curated record. Bases 1 to 438 code for a protein of 145 amino acids.
AUGGUGGUGCAGGAGGCACCACCAGUUGCUGCUUCAGCUCCCGGUCCGUUGGCUGCCUUGAUGGUGCAGGAGGCACCACCGCCUGUUGCUUCUCCGCCGGCUGUCUUGGUGGUGCAGGAGGCACCACCGGCAGCGGCAGUCGCGCCGGCAGUGUUGGUGGUGCAGGAGGCACCACCAGAAGCUGCUACUCCGCCGGCUGCUUUGGUGGUGCAGGAGGCACCACUGGUAGCGCCGACAGCGUUGGUGGUGCAGGCGGCACCACCGGUUGUGGCUCAUCGCUCGUCGGCGGAUCUGGUGGUGCAAGAGGCACCACCGUCUGCUGCUGCGGGCCCGCUGCCUGCUUUGGAGGUGCAGGCGGCACCUCUGGCCGCGGCGUUGGAUUUUGGUGUUGAUGCUGUGCAGAAGUGCUAUCAGUCGAUGCGGGCGACUUCUGUGUAA